AUGAGAAUUUAUUCCUAUGUCACUUGGUUCAAAGAAGAGGACUACAUUGGCACUGUGGUGUCAUUUCCAUCGGGUUCAUGGAAGCUGGACCGCAAAAUCACCGAGAACGAAUCAUUCAAUUCCCAAACCGAGUGGGAAACCUACAAACUCUGCUCCGAGGCGCGCGCGGUCUUCUUCUGCUCGAAGGUAUCAGGCGACGGCCCAUCAGACGCUGUGAUCAAGAUCCACAUGCAAAUUCCCUGGAUAGACACAAUCAACAAGGGACCAGCGAUCCGUGCCCAGCAAGCAUGUUCUGGACGGUUCUCCAGUGCUCGCGGAGAGGUGCAGGCUCUGUCAAUUUUUACGAAGAAAAACUGCUCCAGCACGCCUACACUCCCGGACUCCAAACACAUCAGACAGGCUGGUGAUCAAUGGAUCCCGCGCGGGUUCAUGUGGUAUAUUCUGAUGGAACGCCUGCCCGGGAUCAACCCCGAACUACCUUUUGAGCGCGAGAUGGAUCGCGCAGAGAGAGACGCUCUGCGAGCGGCGUUUAAGGUCGCGUGGCUGUGA
Molecule: messenger RNA, 549 nt
Organism: Aspergillus terreus NIH2624
Lineage: Eukaryota; Fungi; Ascomycota; Eurotiomycetes; Eurotiales; Aspergillaceae
Exons: 2
Coding region: 1-549 (182 amino acids)
Source: RefSeq, a predicted model, not a curated record